UUUAAUGAAUUUUUUUAUUGUAUCGUAUUCCAUUGUAUUUCCAAAAUAAUAACAAAUUUCAGAAAUGGAUUAAAUUCUGGAAAAAAGCUCCGCGCAUUACCCUAUUGUUUUCAGAGGUUCGAGUUACGGUUCAGUCUCAGGCCACUUGUGACGAGUUGCUAGUAUGUAAUUAGAUUCUUUUGUUCCGUCCUUAAACCGUUUUUUUUUCCUACCGUUACUCGCUUCGUGGCCUCUGUGCCCAACGUUUAAUUGUAUACAUAUCGUUCAUCUAAAUAAAAAAAGCAAUUCAAUUGAAAAUAGUAUAAAGUACCAAGUGUUUUACGAAAUAUAUGAUUUAAAUGUAUCGAAUCGACUAAUAUGUCUUAUAAUUUAUAUAAUAAAAUAUUUAAAAAAUGAAUUACAAUCAUAAAAUGGUUGAAAAGCACUGCUGUGUAACAAUUAUUUUUAUUUUUACAAUGAUCUUCAAAGUAAAUAUCUCGAAAUUUUAAUAUAUUCCAUCAAUGCAAUGAAAAUUAACCAAGGAUCAUUCUUCUGAAAUAUUAUUCUGUAUUUAUUGUUUGAUAUAGUAUUUUUAUCUAUUACAUAGAGUACGAUAACUAGGGCAAAUUGAUCCGUUAUCAUUUGCAAUUGGCUGUUAAACAAAUAACAAAUUGUUAACUCCAUCGUUGUGGAAUGAAAUUUACUUUUUGAUAUCUGCUGAUCGAACAGUAAAAGUAUCCUGUUUCCGAGGGGAUUUCACGCUUCAUUUGAUGAGCGUCCUAGGGGAAAUUCGUUGCGGUAUUAUGUUAAGCGUUUCUGAUAUGUUUUCACAUGUUUGUUUAUGAAGUGGAAAAUCUUUGAUCACAACUAAGAAACUUUCUAAUGGGAACAAAUUGAUUUGGACAAAUCAAUAAUUUUUAAUUUGGAAAUAUUAUGAAUAAAAUUUUAAAAGAAUAAUUUGUAAAAAAAUAUUACUAAAAAAAAUUACUAAAUUAAUAAGAAGUAAUAAACUACACUAAUCGUAACGGAAAUCUUCAAAUAAAGAAAAAUCUUAUGUACAAUUUUUUAUUAUAUAUCUUAGUAUUAUUGUUAUCUCUUACUUAUCUUAUUUUUUAAAAAAUUUUUUCUGUAAUUUUUUUGAUUACUCGCUAUUAAAAUAAUUAAACGAGCUAUUAUAUCCUGCACUUUGUAAUUAAAUUUAUAUGCUUCGAUAUUUUAUGUGAAAUUUUAAUAAAAUAAAAGUAAUGGAAUUUCUAUGCGUGGGUUUGACACAAUUUUUUAAUAAUAUUUUAAUAAAUGGAAAGAGAUUUAUUUUAUUUAUCGAACUGCAGAAAUUCUUUCAAUUUAAACUAAUUCCAUUAUUUUCGCUUUAAUUAAAUUUCCACGUUUUGUCCGUUUAAAAUUUUAUCAAGUAUAAAAAUUUUAAUUUUUAAAAUGAGAAAAAAUAUAAAUGCAUCUUUUUAAUAGAAGAAAAGAUACAUUUUGAUUUCAAAAUGAAUUUACUUUCUUUAUUAAACUUUAUUUUCCAGUUAAUUCUCGCUUCUCAAGAUACUCCAUUUUUUCUUAGCUUAUUGAAGAAAGAAAUUGUAAAUUAUUCAAAUAUUGUAAAAAAAAUGUAAUUUAAAAAAAACAUUGCGUUAAAGUAUCAGAAAAGAAAUUAACCGCACUCGAUAACUCAAUAGCUUUCUAAAUUCUAUAUUUACGUUCAAAAUGUAUUUAUUAAAAUUUUAAAACAGUUGAAUUAAAUUACUUCAACAAUUUAUUAUUUAAAGCAUCGAAUAAUCGCAGAUUACUAGAGCGCCAAAUGGCUAAGAUUACACGAAGAGUUGAUAAGAUCAACUAUAUUAAACUACGAAUAAACAUAUAUAUAAUAAUAUUUUCUAUAAUUUUAAAUAUUAAUAUAUUAAUAUAUUCAUUUAAAUAUUUACAAUUUUGAAUACAUCAAAAUUAUUAUCAGAAUAUCUAAAAAUAUAAAGUUUCUAAUUCAUUCAUUCUUGUUUUCUCACAAUGUUUUAAAACGAUUAUCUUCCAUAGAGGGCGCACUGGUUUCUGAUGGACGGAGAACCGCAUCGAAGACAGUUCCUGCCUCUUGAAUAAAUAUUGUUCGAGCCUUUCAAACAAACUUAUUACUUACAGAGUAACUUUGUUCGAAAUUUUAAUUAAUUACCUUUUACUUCAAUAAUUCUUUAUUCAAACCGUAUCAAUAAUCGCUAAUAAUAAUUCAACUGUAAUAAAAAUAAACGUUGUUCCUCGUUUAUUUCAAUUAAAUAAACUUAUUAUAUACUCAACGGUAACUUUAUUCGAAACUUUAACUAGUCAUUUUUUAGUGGCCACGUCCGUUCACGCAGAGAUUUCUACGUAGAAAAGUCCAUCACGAAAUUUUACGAUUCCGGUGAACCGAUAGCGGGUUGACCGGUUAUCUAAUCUUUGCACGGCGAAAAGUACACAGGCGAGGUGCACAUGCAUGCAACGUGCUCGUUAAUCGUUGCACCGUUUCCAAGGACGAGAACGGAAAAUAGAGAGAGGGUUAAAAAAACAGAUCGACCGAACUGAACUGAAUUGUUUCGCGUGAGCUGAGCAAUGUGCCCGCAAAAAAUGGCUCACCCUUGCAUUACGAUCGAUCUUUAAAAAAAAAAAAGAAAGAAAAAAGCGCGCAUUGGAUUCGUUGCCGCGCAUACCGCUAACCAUUUCACAUUUCAGAAAUCCUUUUCUCCUAAACAGUGUCUGUGCACGCUGUGAAUCCGUGGUGGUGGUGUAGAAAUUUCCUCUCGCUCGGCAACUUAUUUUCCACCGCUCUCUCAAACUCGAAUUACGUUCUAUAUUUACGUUUCGAGUACUUGUGCUACUAUAGUGUUUUUUUUUUCUUUUUUUUUUUUUUUUGACGUCGUUUUGAACAUUGAAUGUACCCUUUGAGGGCGAAUGUCAUCAAAGUUGAAUAAAAUUAAAUUAAUAAUAUUAGUACAUUCGCAAAAACAAUCUUUUAUUAUUUGAACGUUUUAUUUAUAAUCGUGUAGAAAAUAUCCUCGUUCUGUUGAGAAUCAGAAAAUCGAGAAAGAGAGAGAGAGAGAGAGAGUUCACAAAGGAUUAACAUAGAUCGUGUAUACAGAGAUGUAUACAGAGAAGCUUUAAUAAAACGUAGAUCGUAAACUCCGCUAUUUUCGAGAUAUAAUCAAUUUUUGUUUCAGCCUCAUGAAUAACUUACAAUUCUACGUUUCUCAAUAUCCUCGUUCAAUUUCCAUAUUGCACAUUUCGUGUGCCAAUUCUUCGCCGAAAUUGAAUCCAAAAUAUACCUGUCAAAUAAUUCGAGGGAGAUGUGGAAUUUUCGAAAGAAUUUUUAAAUAUGCCAAUAAGUAAUGAGCCAAUCAAGAUGCAAUUGAAUUUUUUCCCUAUCUAUCUCUCCCUUUCGUUAUAUUCUACGUGAAAAGCUUGAACACCACUACAUUAGAGAACAAAUAAAGGUGAGGGAGCGAAUCGCAAAGCUGGCUGGGUUAGCAAGCUGCGUCUCGACAAUGGUCGACGACGAGGAACAAGAGGAGCUCCGUUGCACAGGAAGCGACGUCGAGAUCGAGGAGUACACCGACACGGAGGACUCGCCAUAUGUCGCUUAUCAGGCCACCGAUAAGCUGUUUGAUACGGACAGGGCAACUUGGCAAAAAUUCAGCUUCAUCGCCACCCUUCUGACCGUCGUCGUGUCCAUUACCUUUUUGAUUAUCACCUAUCCUCUUUAUCUCGAAAGUGUCAGCUACGUGUCCAACGCUUACACAGGACUUCUCUUCACUGCCUUCUUCUCUGCCUUCAUCCUGGGCAUCGUGUCCUUCAUCUGGGGAAGAAUAUAUCCACCACCGGCUCUGAUCCCAAACAGCUUGCGGAUCAAAAUCCCCCGUUGCGCCCUUCUAAAAAUUAGCCUGAUUUACGCGUUCUCUGGUAUAGUGAUCACCCUUUCCAUGGACCGGGACAGAGUUCUCUGUCACCUACAGGAUCCCAUAAAGGGCAUCACACUGGUCUUCUCCCUUGUCUAUUACUUCUUCUUCUGUCGCAAAAUGAUGAGCUUGCAGAGGAUCUUUUCAAGCACCACGAUAAUAGUGGGUCUUUUCAUAAGCGUGGAUUAUGGCCUUUGCGAUGAAUUUCGAUGCAGGGGGCGAGAGGUUUCAGCACACGUCACAACUGUAAAGGGGACUUGGGGUGUGAAAGCCAUUUGGACAUUCGUUUACGUGGGCGCCCUCGCUGCUUUCGCUAUGUUCUUCACCCUGCUCGAAGGACACUAUACCACCGAGCAACAGAACAUGUGUCAAAUAAUGGCCAGCCAGCAGAACUCUUUCCUGUACACGGUUUCAAGGUUAGUGUCUUCUCGAGACAUUCGUAGACGAGGAUCCGAGGAGGAGGGGGGUAGACUGCUUCAUGUGACCGAUCCUGAUCCUACUGUAAAACCAAAACACAUUCCAAAGCCUCCGAUACUUGAGACGCUCUUCUACAUUCAUCUGAUCGCCUUGUUCGCCAUUCUGUCAAUGUGUUGGAUUGACACGUUACCAGGAAUAGGCAGGGGAUUGUCUCCAGUAGAGCUAUACCGUACCGUAGAGAAUGGGUUCACGUGCCAUUUCAACAACAGCGAAGCUUGUUCGAAUAUUUCUACCCAUGGCUGGAUCUUCUUGAUCGCGUACAUAGUAUUCUCGAUUUCCGCGCUCAACUUUCUUUCAAUGUGCGAGAGCGCUGUCUUCACUGUUGCUGCCGCCACUGUGUCCCUUCCUCUGUCUGGUAUCUGGUGGAGCAUUUAUAAAAUGGAUGUUCAUGGUGGUUUCAUCACAUGGUCUCCUGGAGUGACGGGAGAAUUGAUCUGUGCAUUGCUAGGUCUUCCUGUAGUACUUCUAGGCUUGGGUCUCCUCGUUAGGUCACACUUCCGGGAUACUCAGUCCUAUUAUCUAACCAUGCAACCACCUAAUGUACAAUGUGAAUCUUGUCAAAGAUGAACAUCUCUUAGAAGAUCAUUUUAAAAGUCUUCUUUUGAAAGAUCUUCGAAAUCUAUCUCCAUCCAGAGUCUUAACUCUGGAACAUAAAAAGUACAUAGUAAUCAUUCUACAAAUUUUUGUUUAAAUUUUUGCAUAGUAAAAAAAAAAUUUGACAUUAAUAUUUUAUAAAAAUUAAAUAUAGUAACAAGAAGAAAGUGAAUACUCUGUGUAAGAGAGAAUUGUGCAGUAACGAUAUUAGGAUUGAUUGGGGAUAGUAAUCCAAAUAAUUUCCAAUUUUGGUACAGAUUUGCCUUGUAUGUUUUAAUAAUUCAAUAUUUAAUAUAGAUAUAUGGAUAACAUAGACACGGAUCAUGUUGGUUUUUACUAUCCUUAGUCGACAGAGUAUUCUUUCUCGAUACUGGAAGAAAGCUUUCUUGUGCACAGUUGUGAUAAAAGUUAUGGUGGCGUUGAGUCGAGAGAAACGAUAAUAUUGAUUAUCUGGUGCACAUAAAAUACACAAAAAAAGAGUGAGAAAGAAUGAGAGAAAGGAGGAGGAAGGAGAGAAGCGAUCAAUGUUUCCUAUGUAAUUUGUCACCGCGAACAUCCGUCUAGUCACACAACGUUAUUGCCAAUUUAUAUUUUAUUUUGAUAACAAAAAUAUUUUCGGAAAUAGAGAAUGUUUGAAUUACGUAUAUUGAGAAUAAAUGUAUGUAUAAAUGUAAAUGAGUGUGAUGAAGACGAAAAAGAACAAAGAUAUAGAAAAUAUUUUAUAUAGUCAAGUAUCAUAAUGUACACUGGAUUGAAAGUUGCAUAAUAAUGAAACAAACGCGCUUAGAGGCAAGGUGUCUUCGUUAUUGGUUGCUAUGUUAAAUAAAUGUUUAGCAAGUAAAAUUGAAAAUCUAAUGUCUCUUGCAGAGAAAUAUAAAAAAAAAAAAAAAAAAAAAAAGAACAGUUCAAUCUCCGUAUCUGCAAAUUUCUAAUUAAAAAUAUACAAAUUUUAAUUUUAGAAUAUUUUUUAAAAAAAUCAUUAGAUACAUUUUGUUUAUAAAAUUUAUAAGAAAAAAAAUCAUUGAAUCAUCAUAUUUGUACAUUUUUAGAAAAUAUUUGCGAGAUUCGAUUUUAUAAAAUUAGUGAAAUUUGAAAUACGGAGACUUUACUAUCUGGCAAUAAAGCAAUUUCUGGUUUCCCGCGAUUCUGUGAUCUGUCAUUUCCGCUUUGUGUACACGCAAAUAAUAUUGAGAUAAGUACGUUAGUUUCUUUAAGACGUACUUGAAGAAAAAAAAGAAGCAAAUUUUUCAGUAUUACAAAAUUAAGUACAAGAAAAUGCGUGUACGUGUGGAAAUAUAUGUAAAACAAAUAUAAUGCACGAACAAACUUGAAACUUGUUCGAAACAAGUUUUUAUUCGAUAGAAUGUCUGAUUGUCUUUCCAGUAUAAAUGUGUGAUCCUUUUUUAUGUGACAUUUGUGACAAUUUCAAUUAUUUAUUAUUAUUGGUGUUUAUUACUGUAUUUAAUAGCAAAUAUUUUCUCAUUGCGCUCAAUAUUCUACUGAAUAUUUCAAUGAUGUAUAAUGAUAUAUGAAAAUUGAGUGUUUCUAAAACAUUAGAUUCAUGUGAAUCUCUCUAAACGAAUAAAAUUCGUUUUCGAAAUUAAAUAGCGUUUAAGAUAUAGAGUUAAAUUUACAUUUAAUUUUUAUGAAAUUACAUAAUAUGAAAAGAUAUUUUACAAUGUGCACAAAUAUAUUUUGUAAUUUAAUCAAAUAUUUUAGAAACACUUUUAAUCAUUAUGUGCAUGUACUUAAUUAACAAAGUCUUAUGAUGGCUUUGUCAAAUUAUCUAUUUUUAAAAACCUCGUUUUCCUUGGUAGUUUACGAGCAUUUCAUUUUAUAUUCAUUCAGGUGAAUCGUUUCUCUGUUACAGUCAUUCCCACUCCUCCUUCUCCCCGGACUAUCACAUAAAAUCCCAAACGCAGAUCAAAAAUUUUCCGCGCAAAAUCAAAAAAAAAGAAAAAAGAAAAAACCUUCGAAAGUGGCUGAGAAAAGAAGUCGAGUUCUACUCUCUAGUGACUAUAAAAUGAUAUCGUGUAAGCGAUAGUUAAUAAAUAUUAGAUUCGUACUGAGAAUAGCGAAACACAGAAACAUAGACGUUGUGAAUUAAGUGUAGUUUAUUGUUGGCCAAUGUUAAGAUGGUAGAAACGUAAGAGGUAAAGGAAUAUUCGUUGUUGGAAAUAUGUCAAUCAUAUUCUAUUGCAGAAGCUAUAUACGUCCACAACUUUUUUACACUGAUAAUAAACAUUCCAAGUGUAAUUGUAUCAGGAUUAUAGAAAGGAUGGACUUUGAAUAUUCUUUCCUGUUAUUUAUAUUGGAACAUUUUAUUUUAAUCUCAGACUCUUUCCUUUGAUUAAAUAUUUUUGAUUUGGUAUACUUGAGAAAUAAUUUAAAAAUGGAGAAUUCCAUUCUAAGUUGUAUAUUAAUGUAAUGUGCCACAUCAUGAACACAUUAUGUUAAAUUUUUAUUAAACUUUUUAAAUUUUUAAUUUUUAAUUAGUAUAUUUAUUUAUUAUUUAUUAUAAGAAAAUUUAGAAUGCUAUCACGGUCCAUUUUUCCUUCAAUCCUACUCUUGUUGCUACAAUAAUAAUCGUCGAAAAUGAAAGAAACAAUAACAAAUGUACUACUAUAUUAUUACACGAUAGUCGCAGUAUUUGAUCGUAUAUAUACGUAUACAUAUAUAUAUAUAUAUAUUAAGAGUAAGUCAUGUUAUACAAUUACGAUAACGACAAAGAGAAAAAUUGUUUCAAUUUGUAGGAAAACUGAAUUAUAGGCAAAGUUAUGACAAAGAAAAUGAUUCUAAACUUAAAAAAAAAAGACGCAAAGAAAAUAAGUUCAAUCCUGAUUCAUAGGGAAAUAAAAAUUGAAAAAAAAAAAAAACAUUAUGAACCAGAAAUGUUACGCUUAGAAAAGAUUAAAAAGAAAUCUACAAAAAAAAGGAAAAAGAAAAAAAAAGAAAGAAAAUGAAGAGAGGGAGGGAAAAAAAUAUUAAAUCAUUGAUUUCGAAUAAUUUAUUUUCGACGAAUCAUUUUCAUUGUGCUCAGCGUCCAAUAUGAAUCGUUGUUUUAAUUAUAAAAUCAUUAUAGCUGGUCAACCCUUUCGGGCCUUCCCUGUAUAUUUAUCCGAUAAGACGUUAUUCAAUUGCGCUUGUUGUUAUUGCCAAAUGUUGAAAAGAACGAGAAAUAUAUUCUUUCUACAAUUGUCUUCAAAGUCACUGGCUUUUUGGGAUAGUGAUUUAUUUUUUUACUAAAUGCUUACGACCUUGAAGGGUUGACAUUUUCUAAUCAAAAAAAAAAAAAAAGAAAAGAAAAAAAAAGAAACAAAA
Messenger RNA from Apis cerana (Asiatic honeybee), 8291 nucleotides. RefSeq lists its product as uncharacterized. The record is from RefSeq and is a predicted model, not a curated record. NCBI's taxonomy places the organism in Eukaryota, Metazoa, Arthropoda, Insecta, Hymenoptera, Apidae.